Molecule: messenger RNA, 1209 nt
Organism: Desarmillaria tabescens
Lineage: Eukaryota; Fungi; Basidiomycota; Agaricomycetes; Agaricales; Physalacriaceae
Product: pectin lyase fold/virulence factor
Exons: 11
Coding region: 1-1209 (402 amino acids)
Source: RefSeq, a predicted model, not a curated record
AUGCGUUUAGUCUGCUUGGUAUCCCUUCUCGCUACGGCUGCCGCUUCCACUAUCAAGCACGCAAAAAUCAGGACCCGAGCUAUCGAUGAUUAUGGCAAUAUUCCUACUACUUCGGACUACGUACCUCCCGGUGGCUUUCCAGACACGACUUGGUCAGACCCUUCGGAUUGGGUCGAAAUUGAUGUCACAAAAAACAGUCUGCCUGUGGAUUACGACAGCAUCGACGCUUCUGUAGCUAUCGCGGACAUUUUAGAUACCGUAUCUACUUCAUCAAGGCGCGUGUUAGUCUUCCCGGCAGGAACCUAUUAUUUCAACAGUACGCUGAAAAUUCGAUCUUCCGAUGUUAUCCUUCGUGGCGCCGGUCUUUCAAAAACAACGUUCCUUAUCACCGCCAAUGGAAGUGCUAAUGCCGAAAUCCGUUUCGAUGGAAGUUGGACUGCAGAAGGAAGGCCAGUGGAUGGUUCUGUUUCUCCAGGCGCUACCUCUGUCAAUGUCAGCGACGCUAGUGACAUUGAGGUUGGUCAGAUGGUGCAGCUCUAUCUCAACGCAGGGCGUCAGGCGUGGGGUACUUUCAUCGAAUCGCAAUUAUUGCUCGUGAAGUCUGUUUCGGGGAAUAGGCUGACCUUUGAUUUCCCGGUUGAUUUGACGUAUUCAGAAAAGAAGGAGCCAUACAUUAGGCCGAUAGAUGCUUUGUUCAACGUUGGAGGUCUGCACAUCGAAGGAGUCCGCAUUGAGCGCGUCAAUGAACCGGCGGCGCAGGAUGUGAGCAAUGUCGCUUUUAGAAUGGCGUCAAACGUCUUCGACACCGACAAUCACUCCAUCAACAGCGGACGUAGUCACGCCGAUAUUGCGCUCGUCCUCGGUAUGGUCGUUGAGCGUAACUAUGCUCAUGGUUUCUACAUCAAUAAAGGUGGAUAUGGCUAUGGGUUCAAUGUCCACCUGUCUACAGGCGUCCGUGUAACGGACAACAAGACCUGGGAUCUACGCCACCACAUACUUUUGCAACAAGGAGCGAACCAUAAUGUCAUCUCUUACAAUGCCAUCGAGGAGCCUUGGCAGUCCUACAACGACAUGGCAUUCCAUGCCUCGUAUGCAUACUUCAAUUUGAUCGAGGGAAAUACUUUCUACGAGGACUGUGCAGACAAUUCGCAUGAUAACGCUGAUCAAGGUAAACCAUUCAUCACCUCACUCUCCGGCCACCAAGAGUAA